This is a messenger RNA of Pseudogymnoascus destructans, 1023 nucleotides long. RefSeq lists its product as uncharacterized. Gene Ontology annotation, biological process: retrograde vesicle-mediated transport, Golgi to endoplasmic reticulum. Lineage: Eukaryota; Fungi; Ascomycota; Leotiomycetes; Thelebolales; Thelebolaceae. The record is from RefSeq and is a predicted model, not a curated record. Bases 1 to 1023 code for a protein of 340 amino acids. The transcript is spliced from 2 exons.
AUGGCAGACACACCACCAACGACGUCAUCCCCAGGGGGCACCCCUUCUUCCAGCGCUUCCGAGCAAGCGCGUAUUCGCCGAGAGCGCCGUGAGGCUAAAAUAAAAGCUGGAGGGACGUCGAGGUUAAACAAAAUCACAGGGCUCGGUGGUGGCUUACAACGAGAUAUAAAGCCUGCGGCUGCAGUACCCCAAGUAGCAUCCGUCUCUCACGCGGACCCUGACGAAGUUGACAUCAGCGAGCACUUUUACGAACCACCGCCGAAUAUCCGCCCCCAAAAUGCUCCGCCGAACCCCAAUCGUCCAUAUCCCGGCCUGUCAUCGGAUCCUAGUCAGUUGGAUGACCAGGCUCUUCGAGCCAUGAUGCUCGGUUUCCCCCCGCCUAACGGAAGUUCUCAACCCCAAUCCAACCCAUUUGGUGGACCACCGAACCCGUUCGCGGCAAUGGGCAACCCUGAUGGCACCGGUGAUCCGGCCAAUGAUCCCAUGAUGGCUAUGCUGCAACAGAUGAUGGGAGGUGAGCCAGGAGCUAUGCCAUCCUUCCCUGGCCUACCACCUAUGGGGUUUCCUGGGAACGAUGCCAACGGAGCACCGGCAGUAAAGACAUCCGCUUAUAUAUGGCGCAUCGUUCAUGCCAUAUUUGCCUUGGGAUUUGGCCUAUACAUCGCCUUUACUACAGAGUUUGGUAGAAAAGCUGACCGUCUGAAUGGCAUGGAAAGUGAGAUAAUAGAUCUGAGAGCAUUUUACGUGUUCGCAACAGUGGAAGCGAUACUGCAAGGAACUCGGUUUAUCUUCGACAGAGGACAAGACAGCCAAACUGGAAUUAUAGGGACGGUUUUGCGGUUCUUGCCCCAGCCAUUUGGAGGAUAUCUUCGGAUGUUUAUGAACUAUCGAAGUAUCUGGACUACGACAAGUGCCGAUACCUUGGUUGUGGUGUUUGUUCUCGUGGCUGCUAACCAUUGGAGAAUCUCCAACGAGGAUGGUAGCGGGCUUUUCGGCAGCACUCAUGGUAUCAAAUUAGCCUAA